Nerophis lumbriciformis (worm pipefish) is the source of this 579-nucleotide messenger RNA. NCBI's taxonomy places the organism in Eukaryota, Metazoa, Chordata, Actinopteri, Syngnathiformes, Syngnathidae. The record is from RefSeq and is a predicted model, not a curated record.
AUGAAAAAUGUGCUCGUCAUCGAAGAUGAACCGCCGGCGCGGGACCUUCUCGAACGCCAACUCGCUCGACUGGCUCCCGAACUCACCAUCGUGGCUUCGCUCGCCAGUUGCGCCGAAGCGCAGGCGUUCCUCGCGGCAAAGCCCAACAUCGAUCUGAUCAUCUGCGACAUUCAACUCACGGAUGGUUCCGCACUCGAGCUGUUCACGUCACAACCUGCGCCGGCGCCGAUCGUGUUCUGCACCGCCUUCGAUCGGUAUGUCCUCGAAGCGCUCGACGUCGGUGGCGUCGACUACCUCCUCAAACCGGUCUCCGAUACGCGGCUCACAAAGGCACUCGACAAACUUCGAGGCAUCGAAAAGCAGUUCAGCCAGCGCUCGACGCAAGAGGCCAUCGAGACCGCGCUCAAGACCAUCGCGACGAAACACGCGACGCGGCCGGUGCGAUUCAUGGUGAAACGGGGCGCGGACUUCGUAUCGGUUCGAAGCGAGGACGUCGCCUACUUCAGCUCGGAGCACAAGCUGACGUUGCUCACGCAGACAGACGGCACGACGAGUUACCUCGACGACUCGUUGAGUUGA